AUGAUAUCUCGUAUAGUUCUAUGCCAUCGUGGUGUUUCAUCUCGCGCGCUAUCAACCUCAGCCUUGGAGACCUAUUCUUUUGUUCAUGCGCGCACUGAAUACCGCAAAGAGGUCGCGAUGCUACGUAAGGUGUUCAUUAAAGAGGAAAAGCAUCGCAAACUCAGACUCAAACGUGAUGCGGAGGCCGAACGCCAGAAAUUAACGAUGGCGAAAGCGGCUCGAUUGGAAAUCAAGCGCCAGCAAAGGGAACUCCGCGCAAAGGACGUAGCUUACGAGAAGACCGCGCAGGCCGAGAAAGCAAGAAAGCGCUUUGAGGAAAAGAAUUCGAUACGACAGGAGCGAGCUGCCGAGGUGGAGCGCCGUCGCGAAGCGCUGUUGGUAUCACUGCGUCAGCAAGUCAAUAAAUGGACAACUGCGGAGAAUUAUUCGGAAAAGCUAAAAGAGGACGUAUUUAUCUACUCUCCGCAUCAAAUCUCAGCGCGAGGAUUAUUUGACAUAUCAAACACGUCAGGCAGUGCCAUCUCUUGGUUAGAAAAGCUGCAGCGAAUGAAGCCUGCUGGCAUGCUUGAUAGCAGUGAUGAAGCUGCAGCAUCCACCGUUGCAUCAACAGCUGAUGACGAGGACUCUUCAUCACACGUCUUGAGCACUGAUGCCAGCAACAUUAUGGAAGCGUCAAAGGUGAAAAAGACGGAUUAA
Messenger RNA from Plasmopara halstedii, 696 nucleotides. RefSeq lists its product as uncharacterized. The record is from RefSeq and is a predicted model, not a curated record. Lineage: Eukaryota; Oomycota; Peronosporomycetes; Peronosporales; Peronosporaceae. Bases 1 to 696 code for a protein of 231 amino acids. The transcript has 4 exons.